GUCCAGGCCAAACCGGAGAAGAAGCCAGGCACACCUCCACCGACUCCGGCUCCGGCCCUGGCCCCGACCACACCGACCCCCCCCCCCCGCGCUCACCCAAGCCCCCCCCCGGCUCCGGUGAUCGUCCACCCCCCCGCCGCCCCCCUGCCAUCAACAUUCCCAGGUUCUACUACCCCCGGGGGCUCCCUGCCAUGGGCCCGGCCCCCGGCCACGACGCCACCAUCGCUGCCAUCGAGGCGGCCUACACUGAGUUCGAGGAGGAGAAGGCGGACAUAUAUGAGAUGGGCAAGAUCGCAAAGGCAUGCGGGUGUCCACUCUACUGGAAGGGCCCCAUGUUCUACACAGCAGGCGGUGAGAGGACGGGCUUCGUCUCUGUUCACUCCUUCGUUGCAACCUGGAGGAAGUUGUUGCACAGUUGCCACGACGAUGCGUCAAAGUUUAUCUCGCUGCUAGCCAAACCCAGCUGUAACUUCCUGGAGCAGGAGGACUUCAUCCCUCUGAUGCAGGACAUAGUGGACACGCAUCCUGGGCUCACCUUUCUGAAAGAUGCGCCUGAAUUCCAUUCCCGCUACAUAACAACGGUGAUCCAGCGGAUAUUCUACGUGGUGAACCGUUCGUGGACGGGUCGUAUGACCAUGAUGGAGCUGCGCAGGAGUAACUUCCUGCAGACCUUGGCCCUGCUGGAGGAGGAGGACGACAUCAACCAGAUCACAGACUACUUCUCCUACGAACACUUCUACGUUAUCUACUGCAAGUUCUGGGAGCUGGACACUGACCAUGACCUCUACAUCGACCCCAAAGACCUGGCCAGAUACAAUGAACACACAUCCUCAAACAGAAUCAUUGAAAGAUUGUUUUCGGGGGCAGUUACUCGGGGUAACGCUGUGCAGAGGGAAGGCAGGAUGAGCUACGCCGAGUUCGUCUGGUUCCUCAUGUCGGAAGAAGACAAGAAAAAUCCCACCAGUAUAGAGUACUGGUACCGCUGCAUGGAUGUGGAUGGCGAUGGUGUUCUGUCCAUGUUUGAGUUGGAGUAUUUCUAUGAGGAACAGUGUGAGAGGAUGGAGAGGAUGGGCAUCGAACCGCUGCCCUUCCAGGAUUUGCUGUGCCAGAUGCUCGACCUGGUCAAACCCGAGAGUUCAGGUAAGAUAACCCUUGGUGACUUGAAGCGCUGUCGGAUGGCCCACAUAUUCUUCGACACCUUCUUCAACCUGGAGAAAUACCUGGACCACGAACAAAGAGACCCAUUUGCUGUGCAAAAGGACAUUGAUAGUGAAGGUCCAGAGCCCUCGGAUUGGGAUAAAUAUGCCUCAGAAGAGUAUGAGAUCCUGGUGGCAGAGGAGAAUGCAAACGAGCAGCUUCACGAAGGGUCUUUUGAUGAUGACUAUGAGUCCGAGGAGCUUCAAGUCUCAGGAGAGAUUGGGAAUAAAAUGGAAAAACUGGUCAUUUCAGACCUGUCAGCAUAAAACUCUUCCCUGGAUUCUUGGGUAUUUUUCCUGGAAAAAAAUGGAUUGAAGGUCCCUUCAGAAUGGAGCACCAAAAGAUGCAUGGACGUAAAGACAGAGAGAAACAUCUGUCUCUCGAUGACUCUGGAGCCUCCUCAGAGCAGGCUCAUCGUUUUUCGUGUGUUUGUGUGUGACCGUAAACCAGUACUGUUCUGUGUCUGGUGCAAUAUCACUUCUGUAUUUAUACAGAGAACUGUUUCACUGCCUCGUGCUCUUUGAUUCGUCCGAGAGAACAAAGCGAAAGAUGGUGGGGAGAAAUGUACUAUAAGCUCUUAAAGUAAUCAAGACGAAUAAUCUCUGUGUACUUAUAAUGUAAAUGUGAAUUUUUAUACAGACAAUCCUGCCAAAAGACAAUCAUCUGAAGGUAGACAGACAGAGACCUAGAGUUACACAAACAGUGUCCUAGUUGGAUAAAUAUGGACACAGAAAUGGACAAUUAUAGCGAUAGGAACUGAAAAAGAGCAGUCAUCUGCUCAGUAAUGAUACAUCCAGACAGACACUGCCAUCAGAAACCUGCUGCCCGCACAGCAUGUCACUGCGUUCCUUGUUAAAGGAAGUUGUUAAACCUCCAGUCCCUUCAGGGAGGAAUCAUGUAACAGUACCUCUCUGUGGCCAGUCUGUGUCACUGCAGGACAUCACAGUCACUCGGUGCAUAAGGGCUGGCCAACUUCAAGAGAGGGAGUUCAGUUUACUGCACAGCCUGAGCUGCUCUAUUAUUAGUGCAGCACUAUCAGCGCUCCACCUCUGGACUCCCUUUGCACUUAUUUUUAAACCCUAGAAAAAAAGUGUCUGACCACACAGUCAGGCCACAGUGAGACAUAUGCGUGUUGACAAACAUAUCAAACUCUCUGGUAGAGUUUCCCACACAUUUCCACCUGUAACAUUUGCAAUAAUGCAAUAGCAUAGGAAAUGUGAGCUCUUCCUGUCAGUCUCAUGCAAUUAUUCAGCACAGUGUUUUUCUCCCUUCCUUGUUGAUUAUGUACAGUACCUGGUUAUUACGUUGAUCUGUUUCUGAAAUUGAUGCCAACAUUUUUAUUUGUUCCGCUUAAACAUCUCUUUGUCAUGAAACGUUUGAUAAUGAAACUUUUUUUACACACCACUGCCUUUUUAAAGGGACACAUCCCCCAAACAAUGGCUACUCUCAAACCUUAGGUAUUAUCUAGCCUGCAGAUAGUUUUGGUUUGAUUUGAAAAAGUGUUAGGAAUCUUUGCGAUUUCACCUCAACCAUAUUACAGUGCAAAUAAGGGGAAUUUAGUUAUAUUUAAGCUACUUCAUUUUUCUAGGCUUUUUGCAACAGCAUCAUUUUUUAAUUGUUAUUGUAUUUGCAGAAAUCUCAGAGAUGGAUACAUUACAAUUCAAUCAAAUCAGAACUGUUCACAUACAUAGAUAUACUUGGUUAAAUGUAGCUUUUUAAUUGGAAUAAAACGACCCUCCAUCACUCCCAGAGACAGCUGCAUGUGAACACUGCCCUUACUGUAAUAGCUAGCAGUGUGUGUGUGUGCUCAGAAAUCAUAAUACAGGGGUGUGUUUUAGGAGCGUGUGAUGUGUAGCUCUCAGUUUCGGGCUGAUAAUACGUCAUAGUUGUUGCCAUUGGAUGUGAUUCCCAGGGUCAGAGUGUGUGUGCACGCUAGUAUAACUCUUUAAUUAGGAAAGGGACAGCUUUUGUACACAAUGGCUUCAAAUUCACUGCCAUAUACCUCCUUCACAGACAUUUACUGUACACACACACACACACACUCACACACACACACACACACACACACACACACACACACACACACACACACACACACACACACACACACACACACACACACUUUAGUUGCUAUAGAAAGGGAGAACGCUAGUGGAUGCUGUAAGGCCUUAAGGACCUUAAGUUGACCCUGUUAUGCUCUAUUGCCAUUGUAAAUGUGCCUGACUGUGUAUUAAAUAUAUUAUUAUAAUAAUAACUAAUGAUAAGCCAUUAUAGAUAUAACGGCUGCGAUUUGUUGUUGUAUUUUGAUGGUUUGUAUUGCUGUGCCACUGUGUGGCUCGGGAUAAGGGGGGUAAAUUAUGAUGGAUGUAUGUAUGUUUGUGUGUUCGAUGCACGGUGGAUAUCAUCAGAAGAAAAUGAGGAUCUGACAAUCACAACAUAUGACAAACAUCUCACGUGGAGACCUCUGGGACUGAUGCUUUUUCUCGCUGUGGCGACACACACACACUCACACACUCCCAGGGAGACCAGCUGAUGGAGACAGUGUUUGAGAAGAACUGUUGAAGGCAUUGGGACUCCGAUUGUGUCCUGAUGCAGCAUCAAGCCGGGAGAAAAGCCAUGCAAAACUUUUACUUUGAAAUGAAAUCUCUACUUUGAUAUGCAGACGGAAGACUUUUAUUUUGAUGUACUUCCUCUGUGCAGAGGAGACUUGAGUAGGCUGACACGUAUUCAAAUACUGAUGAUUAUUGUAUUGGCAUGGCUUUCUUUCUUUCUUUCUCUUUUUCUUUCUUUCUUUCUUUCCUUUUGUUCUUUUUUCCUUACCAAUGUCCUUCUCUUCUUUCCCUUUUCUUUGCCCAGCGCUGUCAUUUGUUGCUUUUUUUGAAGUUUAAAAGUUUAAAUAAAAAUAUGUUUCAAGAAUAA
Molecule: messenger RNA, 4116 nt
Organism: Gymnodraco acuticeps
Lineage: Eukaryota; Metazoa; Chordata; Actinopteri; Perciformes; Bathydraconidae
Product: serine/threonine-protein phosphatase 2A regulatory subunit B'' subunit alpha-like
Biological process (GO): protein dephosphorylation
Cellular component (GO): protein phosphatase type 2A complex
Molecular function (GO): calcium ion binding; protein phosphatase regulator activity
Source: RefSeq, a predicted model, not a curated record